Molecule: messenger RNA, 2106 nt
Organism: Penicillium hordei
Lineage: Eukaryota; Fungi; Ascomycota; Eurotiomycetes; Eurotiales; Aspergillaceae
Exons: 2
Coding region: 1-2106 (701 amino acids)
Source: RefSeq, a predicted model, not a curated record
AUGGACUCUGGUGCGACAGAGAUGCGUAACCAUGCCUGUUUUCCGGCCCGGAUCCAAACCCAUAUAAAAAACCAGGGCUCAAACUCGUCCUCGAUGAGCCACGAUGUGAUGGGGAUGGCUGAGCCCAUUCCAUCCCCGCGACGAUGGUCUCCCACCUACAUACCCCGAAGACGAAGCAGACAGAUGCCCUCACUAUCAUUUAUACCGUCCCCAGUAAUGCCGCGCAUAGAGUCGCAUGACUUUUCGAGCUCAUCAUCGCGGCGCCCCACAGAUCGGGGGCCAGCUUGCAUGUCACCCUUCCGCUCGGUUCGAAGAAUGAAAGAACCAUUUCAAUUAAUGCUUCCGACAUCCCCGGCGUCCCUCGAUGGCCCUCCCCCCAAUUUUCCUGAAAAGGCAAACAAGCCAUCGAAAGCGCCGGCCGAUCACACAUUACGAACAUGGCGCUCAGACCAAAACCUGACUUGUGGGAGCUUGGAAACAUUCGGCCUUCUACCCAGCCCGCCUAUAUCAGAAUCACGCCCCGCAAGCACGGGUCCUGAGUUAUCUUAUUUUGAUUCGCAGUCUUCGGAGGGAUCAGGUCAAUCAAGUGGGGGGAAGGACGAGAAGAAUGAGUCUGGUACCACUCAACCGAAUGUUUCUACCACGGCCGCCACACUGGCAAUCGGGGAAAGGACACAGUACACAGCGUACCGUCCCCCAGACUGGAACAAUCAACCGCGAACAGAUGUCAUGAAUGUUCAUGAAGCCCACUCAGAGUUUGUACGCCAGUGCGAGUCUGGCAAUGAACAGGAGUCGCAACCCCAAUCUCCGAAUAAGCAUGCAUCUUCCCAAACAUCCCCGAAAUCGGUCCAUACCGAGCAAGUUCUUGUUCCUGGGAGCUCACCGAGACCCCAACGCUCUCGGACUGGGACAGCAUCGAGUGAAGCGAGCUGGGUGCCAAGUAACUUCUCGUACUGUGAAAGGUGGUUGCAAGGUGUCCCGGUUGACAAGGUGAAUGACCAUAAUACGUCUACCAAGGAGUUCACCAAUCGGCGGAAGUUCCAGAUUGUCGAGAACGAUCACCCAAUGCCAAAACUGGACAUCAUCCCUGGAGCAAAAGCCCUGGAAGAACCUGUGAGAUUCGUCGUCGCUAGCAAGACAAAACCGAAACUUGUCGACAUUGCUAGACAAUCAUCGCCAUCGCCUCCACUGCUUCCACCGCCCUGCUUACUUCCAAACACCGUACCGACAACCCCCGAUCAGCGCCAAGAGGAAGUAUCCGCAUUUAGCCCGGAUACUCCUCUUGAUAUGUCUGAUAGUGGGUAUGGAACUCGGGAUUCUGGCUAUUCAUUUGAUAGCUAUGAUGAUAGCAAAGUUGAUGAUGACGACGAUGCACUUACCGAUCCAGGGUCAUUGACAUCUUCCGACAGUGUCGGAUCAACCGUGAUAUGCGAGAGGCACGAAUCCGCGCAGGGAGAGCGCGAGGCAAGCCCACAACCUGAAAUCAGAUCGGGUAGUGUCAGCCCAAAGGCAUCAUCACCACCAACAACGCAUUCACCGGGACGGGCGUCUAUCAUUUCCGAAAAAGAGGAUGAGAAACCACGCAUAUGGCACCAUGACUGGACGCUGGACGAUCAUGAAUGGACCUUGGAUGAGCUGGACCACUCUGUCAAGGAUUUCCCACGUCAUAUGCUCCGCCUCGCAUCCCCUGUCAUGGUAUUCCUUCGCAAAAACGACGAGAAGGCCCUCAUCAGACCCUUCCGAACUAUAUUCCCCGAUGUAACAGAGAACCUACUCGACUGCCUCUGUGCUGCCCUCCUCGCUCGAAACUACCUCCUUUCUCUAUCUACCCUCCGAACCAAGUCGCCCGUCUCUUCGCGUAAAGACGCAUACGCCAUCGACGGCGUCCCCAAAAAGGCAUACACCACACUAGGCAUCCAGUUUCCAACUGGGUCUACUAGCAAGCCCAAAGAACCCCCUUUCAGCGCUCGCAGCACGGAGCUCCAGACACACCUGGAGCGAAUCGUGGACAACCUGCUAUUCGCCAUUUGUGGCCGAUCUGAUCCUAUUUUGAAAUCAGCUGUUGAAGUUCUCGCUCAAGUUCUUGAAACCACUGUUUCGCAUUGA